Molecule: messenger RNA, 237 nt
Organism: Bipolaris maydis ATCC 48331
Lineage: Eukaryota; Fungi; Ascomycota; Dothideomycetes; Pleosporales; Pleosporaceae
Product: protein kinase
Biological process (GO): protein phosphorylation; fungal-type cell wall biogenesis; signal transduction
Cellular component (GO): nucleus; cytoplasm
Molecular function (GO): ATP binding; diacylglycerol-dependent serine/threonine kinase activity
Source: RefSeq, a predicted model, not a curated record
UGCUGACCCGUGAGCCUGAGAUGCGUCUAGGAUCUGGGCCGACUGAUGCGCAGGAGAUUAUGUCUCAUGCCUUCUUCAGGAACAUCAACUGGGACGACAUCUACCAUAAGAGAGUACAGCCGCCAUUUAUUCCACAGAUUACGAGCCCAACGGACACAAGCAAUUUCGAUACCGAGUUUACAAGUGUUACACCGGUGCUUACACCGGUGCAGUCUGUCCUUUCGCAAGCUAUGCAAG